Molecule: messenger RNA, 763 nt
Organism: Sipha flava (yellow sugarcane aphid)
Lineage: Eukaryota; Metazoa; Arthropoda; Insecta; Hemiptera; Aphididae
Product: ras-related protein Rab-2A-like
Exons: 5
Coding region: 92-733 (213 amino acids)
Molecular function (GO): GTPase activity; GTP binding
Source: RefSeq, a predicted model, not a curated record
GUUAAAAUUUUCAGCAUUUGUUCAAGUUUUUCAUUUUAUAGUAUUAUUUUAUUUUAAUUAGCUUAAAAAGGCAUUUUAAGAACCGUUCAAAAUGCCACGAAGCAAUGAAUAUUAUGACUACUUGUUUAAGUACAUUGUUGUGGGAGACGUCGGCGUUGGAAAGACAUGCAUUACUAGACAAUUUUUGUAUCAUGAGUUUGAUACUAAAGAGUUAACAACCAUCGGAGUAGACUAUGGACACAAAACUUUAUCACUUUACAGUAGAAAAAUUAAAAUUGCUGUCUGGGAUACAGCUGGACAGGAGGCAUUCAAGUCCAUAGCUAGAUCAUAUUAUUCCGGCGCUGCAGCUUGUAUACUAGUAUAUAAUAUUACAAACCGUGAUUCGUUUUUACACGUUAGCGAAUGGCUAAGAGAAGCUCGUUUAAACUCCGGCUCCAGAAUGAUGUUCGCUUUGGUGGGCAACAAAAUUGAUUUGGAUAAAAACAGACAAGUAGACUACCCUGAAGGUGAACAUUUUUCAAACAAAAAUGGUUUGUUGUUUUUUGAAACAUCCGCCAAAACAGCAAGUCAUAUAUCUGAAGUUUUUGAAGAAUUGGCAAAACACUUAUACAGAAAAGUUUUAAGCGGUGAAAUUGAUGUUAACAGACCGAUAUCAGGAGUUAGACUCGGCCAGAAACUCAGUAAAUCAGAAAUACUUAAAAACCAUGCAACCGAAUGUUGUACAUUUACAUGAAAAAAUUAACAAGUAACGUAUAACAAAUUA